CGGGGCCAUGAUUUCGUAGGAGUUAGCGGUCUAGUAAUAUAUAGAAGUCUGUGGUGAUAGCUCUAAGCAGUCUUUACUAUGUCUAUGAUUGUAUAUGUUUAGUUGCUAAAUUUUAUAAUAUUAUCGCAAUAUUACAUUGGUUGUGCGACGAUUUUUACAAUAUUUUCACAAUAAAAUAUAUUGUAAAUAUAUAUUUCUCUCUCACUCUCGCAAAUUAUAAAAACUGUUAUGGGUUGCGAUGGUGGUACUAUUCCUCGUAGAGAUGAGCUCGUUAGAGUAAAAAAAAAACCUGAACAGAAAGACAAGCAAGCAGAGCUAGCUUUCAAAUGGAAGCAUUGCACAAUACGACAAUUGCCAUUACAACUACCAAUUGUGGGUUGCAGUUUGGGUCGCUUAUAUAGCAAGGAAUCUGUGUUAGAAGGUCUUUUAGAUCGCAAUACGCUUCCAGAAUCUGCUGUACAUAUUAAACAUUUGAAAGAUGUAAGGAACCUCAAUUUGACACCAAACCGUGCAUUUGAUGGUGAUAAAGCUGAAAAAGGAGAUGGUUAUACAGAUGGAGGCAAAAGUCCAUACAUUUGUCCAGUGAUUGGUUUGGAAAUGAAUGGGAAAUACAAAUUUUGUUUCUUAUGGUCGUGUGGUUGUGUGAUGAGUGAACGUGCUCUCAAAGAAGUGAAGAGUAUGACGUGUCACAAAUGUCAACAACCAUUUGAAGAAAUGGACAUUGUCAUAUUAAAUGCAGAAGGUGAUGAUCUAGAACUUAUGAAGAAACGUGCAAUAGUUAGGAAAGUUAACCAAAAGAAAAAAAGAAAGUUAAGCAAUGAUGAACUGACAGAAGAAAAGAAAAUGGACGAAGUACUUAAAAAAAAGAUAAAAAAGGAGGACAAAGUAAUACCUAAGCUCAGUAAUGAUCAAAGUGAAGCUAAUGAUCCUGCUUACAGAAAAGCUAAAAGCGAUUAUAGCAUUGCAAAAGAUCCUAAGGCAUCAGAAGUUUUUAAAAGUAUCUUUACUACUCAUAAAUCAGCUGCAGACCAAGAUAGAGCACAUUGGAUUACUUAUAAUCCAUUUUAUAACUAAUUAUAUAUAUAUAUAUAAAAGUUCAAAAUUAUUUUGUUGAAAAUAUUAUUUAAAAAAUGAAAAAACAAUUAUAAGUGAAAACAAUAAUUUAGAGAUUUAUAAG
Molecule: messenger RNA, 1177 nt
Organism: Formica exsecta
Lineage: Eukaryota; Metazoa; Arthropoda; Insecta; Hymenoptera; Formicidae
Product: replication termination factor 2
Exons: 3
Coding region: 229-1074 (281 amino acids)
Biological process (GO): site-specific DNA replication termination at RTS1 barrier; mitotic DNA replication termination
Cellular component (GO): nucleus
Source: RefSeq, a predicted model, not a curated record